Ilex paraguariensis (yerba mate) is the source of this 420-nucleotide messenger RNA. Lineage: Eukaryota; Viridiplantae; Streptophyta; Magnoliopsida; Aquifoliales; Aquifoliaceae. The record is from the annotation of a GenBank genome assembly.
AUGGCUGGGAUUGGUAUAACAGAUCUUAUAGUUCUUGAGAUGUCAAAACAGGGUCGUGCAAUUUUUGCCAGUGGAAGUCCAUUUGACCCUGUAGACUACAAGGGGAAAGUUUACACAGCUGGCCAGGCGAACAAUGCUUAUAUUUUCCCUGUGUUUGACUUUGGCUUGGUCAUCUCUGAUGCGAUUCGUGUCCAUGAUGAAAUGCCUCUUGCAACGGAUGUCUCCAUUGAAACAACGGAAGCUUUGGCUGGUCAAGUAAUGGAGGAGCAUUUAGCUAAGGGCAUGAUUUACCCUCCAUUCACUAAUAUCAGAAAGAUCUCUGCUCACAUUGCUACUAAGGUAGCUGCUAAAGCAUAUGAACUUGGUGAGUACAUAUUUUCUUUUCCCUAUUUUUGUUCCAAGCUACUUGCCAAGACAUGA